Molecule: messenger RNA, 1201 nt
Organism: Helicoverpa armigera (cotton bollworm)
Lineage: Eukaryota; Metazoa; Arthropoda; Insecta; Lepidoptera; Noctuidae
Product: alpha-tocopherol transfer protein-like
Exons: 7
Coding region: 198-1130 (310 amino acids)
Cellular component (GO): membrane
Molecular function (GO): phosphatidylinositol bisphosphate binding
Source: RefSeq, a predicted model, not a curated record
UAAUUCAAUGUCAUUGAGAUAGUGCUCCGUAACAGUUCGGAGGCGAGAUCGGUUCAGUAUUUUGCCGCUAAAAUGCAACACGCUUCUCAAACGAAGAUAUUUUGGAAGUAGGGUAUCAGUUUCUAUUAACAUUCAGUGCUGUGUAGUUGAUAAAGUUGUUACUAUAGAAGAUCUGACGACGAAAUCGAUGUUCGAAAAUGACGGUCAGGCCGCUAUCAGCCGCUCUGUCGAAGAAAGCCCAGUCAGAAAUCAAUGAGAAUCCUAAGAGAGCACAGUCUGACCUGUUAGCGUUGAGAGAAUGGCUCAAAAAACAACCACAUCUACAAAAUGUACAACCAUCGGAUCAAUGGCUCGUCGGAUUUUUACGCGGCGGAAAAUACAGUCUCGAAAGGGCAAAAGAGAAGUUGGACAUGUAUUACACUUUAAAAACUAUUGUACCAGAGUUUUUCGGGGACAGAGAUCCCAACGGACCUAAGAUUCAAGAAAUACUUAAACUUGGAGUUUUCCUGCCUUUGAAGAAUUGUGUUGAUGAAGCUUCGCCACGAACAUGUAUAAUGAGGCUAGGGGUGUUCGACCCCUCUAAAUAUCACCUUUCUGACUUAAUUAAGGUGGCCCUCAUGGUGACCGAGAUAUUAAUGCUCGAAGAUGACAAUUUCUCUGUUGCUGGCGAGGUCGUAAUAGUCGACAUGAAGGAUGUAGGAAUAAGUGUGCUCAGUCAAUGGACGCCAGCGUUAGCCAAGAAGGUCAUAUCAUGCUUCGAGAAGGCGCUGCCGGUACGCGUUAAAGGAAACCAUAUCCUGAACACACCGACUGGAUUCGAGACAGCAUACACAAUAUUUAAAACAUUUUUAGGAGAAAAAUUAAAGAAAAGAAUUAGUGUGCAUAAUCAAAACUAUGCAGCUAUGUAUAAAGUUAUACCAAAGUCAAUCCUUCCUGUGGAAUACGGAGGUACUGAUGGUCAGCUACAAGAACUUACAGAUCACUGGAAAGCUAAAGUAGAGAGUUACCGCGACUGGUUCUUGAAACAAGAGGAGGUGCGUUCCGAUGAGUCCAAGAGGCCUGGGAGUCCCAAGAACUCAUCCAAUUUGUUCGGCGUAGAAGGAUCCUUUAGGAGCUUAGACGUCGAUUGAGUCAUGAAUAGUUUAAAUUAGAUUCGUUGUAAUUUUUGUAUUGUACAAAUAAAUACUUUUUUUACCUUAAA